AGUUUCCGUAUCCCUAACCUCACAUUUUUCGUUUACAAUGGCAGACAACGAAAAUGGUAGUUCUAGCAGCCAACCCAACUCACUUCUCUUAAAACCAACAAAUUUAGAAUGUAAAAACUUGUACGAUUAUUUAAAAACACGCUCAUCGUCAACAUUAGAAAAACUCUACAAUCAUCCAACGAUUUGUUUGGCCGUUUACAGAGAAUUGCCUGAAUUAGCACGUCAAUAUGUGAUUCGUAUUUUGUUUGUUGAACAACCGGUGCCUCAAGCAGUUGUGGCGUCAUGGGGGUCUCAAGCUUUCUCCAAAGAACACAUUUACGUGAGCAAAGUUUUGAGUGAGUUGUCGGUAUGGCAAGAAGCUGCGAUCCCAGGGGGGCUUCUGGGGUGGAUUCUCUCAGUCACGUUUAAGAAGAAUUUGAAAAUAGCGUUAUUAGGGGGUGGGAAACCUUGGAGUAUGUCUUCGGCUUUGGAAGUUGAUAGUAAAGCACGAGAUGUGUCUUUUUUGGACGCUUAUUCUCUGGAAAGAUGGGAAUGUGUGUUGCAUUAUAUGGUGGGGUCACAACAACAAGAAGGAAUCUCUGCAGAUGCUGUCCGAAUUUUAUUACAUGCUGGUUUAAUGAAACGAGAUGAGGAAGAUGGCAGUCCUGUUAUAACACGUCAAGGUUUUCAAUUUUUACUUUUAGAUAGACAAGCACAAGUUUGGCAUUUUUUACUCCAAUAUCUUGAUACUGUUGAACAAAGAGGAUUAAGUCUAGUCGAAUGUUUAACGUUUUUGUUUCAACUUUCAUUUAGUACACUUGGAAAAGAUUAUAGCACUGAAGGUAUGAGUUCUGGUCUUUUAAUUUUUCUACAACAUUUGAGAGAAUUCGGGUUAGUGUAUCAACGAAAACGCAAAGCUGGCCGUUUUUAUCCCACUAGAUUAGCGUUAAAUAUUACAUGUAGUCAAGGUCCUGAAAUGCGAAUUUUGGAAGAAGACACACCGAAAGGUUACAUUAUUGUGGAAACAAAUUACCGAGUUUAUGCUUACACUGAUUCCAAUCUUCAAGUUGCUUUAAUUGGUCUUUUCACCGAGUUGAUGUAUAGGUUUCCAAACCUUGUAGUCGGUGUAAUAACACGUGAUUCUAUAAGACAAGCCCUGAAGGGGGGAAUCACAGCCGAUCAAGUUAUAGGAUACCUCAAACAACAUGCACAUCCUCAAAUGUUACAAGGGGAAGCAAAACAUCCUCUACCGCCAACCGUUGUUGAUCAAAUUAAAUUAUGGGAAAUUGAACGGAAUAGAUUAACGUAUUCAGAAGGCGUUUUAUAUAGUCAAUUUUUAUCACAGGCCGAUUUUAAUAUACUCAAAGAGUAUGCUCAAUCUAAUGGCCAUUUAAUUUGGUGUAACAAAGAAAAACGAACUUUAAUCAUUAAUAAGUCGGCACAUGAUGAUGUUAAAAAAUUCUGGAAGAGAUAUUCGAAAGGGAAUUGAGUUUGAUUCUAAUAAAACUUUUUUACUAA
Messenger RNA from Tribolium madens (black flour beetle), 1497 nucleotides. It is a transcript of the gene mrn, whose product is annotated as general transcription factor IIH subunit 4. Lineage: Eukaryota; Metazoa; Arthropoda; Insecta; Coleoptera; Tenebrionidae. Gene Ontology annotation, molecular function: ATPase activator activity; double-stranded DNA binding. The transcript has 9 exons. Gene Ontology annotation, cellular component: transcription factor TFIIH core complex; transcription factor TFIIH holo complex. Gene Ontology annotation, biological process: nucleotide-excision repair. The coding region runs from base 38 to 1468 and encodes 476 amino acids. The record is from RefSeq and is a predicted model, not a curated record.